Messenger RNA from Physcomitrium patens, 718 nucleotides. RefSeq lists its product as uncharacterized. Gene Ontology annotation, cellular component: nucleosome. Gene Ontology annotation, molecular function: DNA binding; structural constituent of chromatin; protein heterodimerization activity. The record is from RefSeq and is a predicted model, not a curated record. Lineage: Eukaryota; Viridiplantae; Streptophyta; Bryopsida; Funariales; Funariaceae.
UCGCAACGUUAGUGUUGAUCUCUGCGGGCUCAUGAGUUCACCGUCAUUUUGGUUUCAGUUAAAGUUGUACUGUGUCGAUGUUCUAUCUUGACUUGAGGUGAGUCUUAGUGAUGGCGCGCACUAAGCAAACGGCUCGCAAGUCCACUGGGGGUAAGGCGCCUCGGAAGCAGCUAGCAACUAAGGCUGCUCGCAAGUCUGCUCCUGCUACUGGCGGAGUGAAGAAGCCCCACCGAUACAGGCCUGGCACUGUGGCUCUACGCGAGAUCCGCAAGUACCAGAAAUCGACUGAGCUUCUCAUCCGGAAGCUGCCGUUCCAGCGGUUGGUGAGAGAGAUUGCACAGGAUUUCAAGACGGAUCUACGCUUCCAGAGUUCCGCGGUACUGGCAUUGCAGGAAGCCUCUGAAGCAUACCUAGUGGGUUUGUUUGAGGAUACGAACUUGUGUGCGAUUCACGCGAAGCGGGUGACCAUUAUGCCGAAGGAUAUCCAGCUUGCCCGUCGCAUUAGAGGAGAGCGAGCGUGAGGUUGGACUCUUGCAGUACACAAGCUAACGGUGUUUCAUAACACCACCUUCACUGCAACUCAUAAUUCCAGUUGUAUCCGGUGUGCUUGCAACAGGAUGUCACUGGUUAGGUCUGUCCGGGCUGCAAGAGUCUGCUGCAUUUGAACAAACUGCUCACUUUUCAAUGCUAUUAAACAUGUCUCGCAAGCUUUUUUUCA